CUGCUUUAUUAAAACCUUCGUCAAACCGAAAAGUCAUCCGUGAGGCUGCACCACAUGAACGUAAAUUAUUUACACUCGUUGAAGAACUAGGCACAACACCAAGGGAAGAAUUAGAACAGCCCACUCCAUUACGCGGACCUGAUCCUGUGACUGUCGAUAAGAUAUUACGAGCUGCUAAUGUACUAGCUCAAAUAUGUAAUCUUCAGGAUGCCAAAGAGCAAAUUGAAUUCUUGGCGCAACGUCACGAAGAAAUCACGUCUUCAAUAGACAGUUUGGAAUCCAUAAUGGAAAAGCAAAAGAUCAAUCUAGAAAAAUGUAAAAUUGCUGAACGAGCAAUAUAUCUAGAUCAAGUUAAUACGGGUGAUGAGGCUUCAUCUUCAGGCAAUCAAAUGUCAAAGAUCGAGGAAGAUAUUUGGCAUCAUGAAAAAGAAAUCCUUGCAUUAGAAAUGAUAAAAAAGGAGUAUAUAAAGAAGGUGAACUCUCUUGAUGAAGAAUUAGCAGAGCAAAAACAGUUAGAAGAAGAGGAAAUCAAAUUAAAUCAUCGUUUGGGAAUGUUGGUUAGCCAUGAACUAGCGGAGAGGCUGCAACUUCUUGAGUUUAAGAAAGAAAUCCUUGCGGAAUUAGACACUCAGCUUGAAGAGUUGGAAGAAAUUGCGUCGCGACAAAUGUACACUGGUGACUUUGGUCACUUAAAGUUUAAAUUUCAAAGUAUAUCGAAGAAAGCAGACAUGAUGACAAAUGAAGUUCAUUCGGAAGGAAAAGAUAGAAUCGAAAUUAUUUUGUCCACUCUAUCUUCGAAAAUUGACCAGAUUUUGGAUGAUCGUCAAAGAUGGUUGUCAUUGGAAUUUAAUCAUCAUGUCAUCAAAGAGGUCAAUAAUACUCUGGUCAAUUAUGUCGCAUCUACAUUAGAUCAAAGCGAUAUCGAUCUGAAUGUCUCAAUACCGGUUCCAUCGCAACAAGCCAUUAUUGCUGCAAUGAUUCUACAAAUGGUUCGUAACGUAGGAGGAGAAAUACCACUUGCUGAUCUUAAGGAUCAGAUUAGCCGAGCUGCGCGCGAGAAAAGAUGGCAAGAAAGAGAGGGAAUAAAUGCCCUUUAUCUUCUUGUUGCCAAUAGGCUU
This is a messenger RNA of Racocetra persica, 1118 nucleotides long. Lineage: Eukaryota; Fungi; Glomeromycota; Glomeromycetes; Diversisporales; Gigasporaceae. The record is from the annotation of a GenBank genome assembly.